AUGGUCAACUGGAAAAACAAGUUUCUAUCAAGUGCAGGGAAAGAAGUCCUCUUAAAAUCAGUGUUACAAGCCAUUCCCUCGUAUGCAAUGGGGAUUUUCCUACUACCAACCUUGAUUACAAACAGUCUAAACCAACUUAUAAGAAAAUUCUGGUGGGGAUACAAUGAGGAUACCUCAAAGAUUCAGUGGGUAAGGUGGAAUCAACUCAGCUACAGCAAAGAGGCAGGUGGUCUUGGGUUUAGAGAUUUCAGAAGUUUCAACCUAGCUCUACUUGCUAAACAAGGAUGGAGGAUUUUACAGAAUCCGUCCUCUUUAGCUGAUAUGGUCUUAAAACAAAAAUACUUUUCAAAAACUGGAUUCUUGGAUGCAACACUGGGGGCAAGGCCUUCUUUUGCGUGGAGGGGAGUGUGUGCAGGUCUGGAAAUUCUAAGAGAGGGACUAGUGUGGAGAGUGGGCAGUGGGCACAAUAUUAACAUUUGGAAGGACUGGUGGAUACCUCUUUUCCAUCAAAAAGAGUUGUCUCUACUCGACCAGUGGGCUGAGCUGUUAACUGCACAAGAGUAUGAAGCUAUAAAAGCAAUUCCCAUCAGUGUUGGGGGUAAGGAAGAUAGGAUGGUCUGGCACUUCACCACCAAUGGCCAGUAUUCAGUUAAAAGUGGGUACCAUGUUCACAGACAAAUGGAGGUUGAUUUUCAGGGGGAGUCAUCUAGAAAAACACAGGUCAAGCAUGUGUGGAAGAGUAUAUGGAAGCUAAAGACCUCUCCAAGUAUCAAAUAG
This is a messenger RNA of Carya illinoinensis, 777 nucleotides long. RefSeq lists its product as uncharacterized. The transcript is spliced from 2 exons. NCBI's taxonomy places the organism in Eukaryota, Viridiplantae, Streptophyta, Magnoliopsida, Fagales, Juglandaceae. Bases 1 to 777 code for a protein of 258 amino acids. The record is from RefSeq and is a predicted model, not a curated record.